AUGGCUACGGCUCCUGCAAGCACUCCAGUGACUUCGGACUUCUCUUCCACUGCGCCGUUGAAACGGACGAAGAUCGUUUUGUUAGGUGACCAGUCCGUUGGAAAGACAUCCCUAAUAACACGUUUCAUGUACGAUACAUUUGACAACACCUACCAAGCUACGAUUGGGAUAGAUUUCUUAAGUAAAACGAUGUACCUUGAAGAUCGCACCGUCAGACUGCAGCUAUGGGAUACGGCGGGUCAAGAACGAUUCCGUUCCCUGAUCCCUUCAUACAUUCGUGACUCAUCAGUCGCCAUUGUCGUGUUCGACAUAACGAAUCGAGCUUCUUUCCUUUCAACGACAAAAUGGAUCGAAGAUGUUCGUUCAGAACGUGGAUCAGAUGUACUCAUCGUCCUAGUAGGCAAUAAGGCCGACCUUUCGGACAAGCGCCAAGUCACUCUUGAAGAGGCUCAGGCGAGGUCGACGGAACUCAGCCUUACAAUGUUCAUGGAGACAAGCGCGAAAGCUGGGCACAACGUGAAGAGUUUGUUCAAGAAAAUCGCAAUGGCAUUACCAGGUGGAAAUGAGAAUGCAAACCAGACACCGGCAGAUGGGAACCAAAAGAUUGAAGUCACUUCACAGAACAACACUCAGGUCCCAGACGCUUCUACAUGUAACUGCUAA
Cantharellus anzutake is the source of this 663-nucleotide messenger RNA. Its product is annotated as ras family-domain-containing protein. Bases 1 to 663 code for a protein of 220 amino acids. Lineage: Eukaryota; Fungi; Basidiomycota; Agaricomycetes; Cantharellales; Hydnaceae. The transcript has 4 exons. Gene Ontology annotation, molecular function: GTP binding; GTPase activity. The record is from RefSeq and is a predicted model, not a curated record.